Molecule: messenger RNA, 4375 nt
Organism: Saccostrea cuccullata (small rock oyster)
Lineage: Eukaryota; Metazoa; Mollusca; Bivalvia; Ostreida; Ostreidae
Product: von Willebrand factor A domain-containing protein 5A-like
Exons: 18
Coding region: 185-2590 (801 amino acids)
Source: RefSeq, a predicted model, not a curated record
UUAGACAUGAUGGGGUUUUCCUUUUGUGCGUAACACAAAUUAACAUUAUUUACACCUAAGUGAUGACGGUUUAUCAUAUUUAGCUAUCAAAUAAAUGACAAGAAAAAAGAUUUCCUUGAAAAAUUCCUAUUCGUCGACUGUUCAGCAUUGUAACCGUUAAAAGUGAGUUGCCACUUUAGCAGUCAUGAGUCGUGGAUCCAGGUAUGGACUUAUGUCACUGACCGAAAAUCGAUGUGUUCCGCUUAAGAAAACCAACAUUCAGGUGGCAAUCCAUGGCUUAGUCGCCAACGUGACCUCUGACCUUCAUUAUGUUAACGACUCGAACGAGAACAUUGAGACAGAGUUUGUCUUCCCACUGGACUCCGAGGCAGCUGUUUAUAAGUUUGAAGCUGAGAUAGACGGUAGAACCAUUGUAGCAGAGGUUCAAGAGAAAUCACAGGCAAAAGAGACGUACCAAGAUGCCGUUGCUUCUGGCCAUACUGCAAUGUACAUGGGAGAAGAUGACAACGCUGGAGAUAUAUUUCGUCUCAAACUCGGAAAUCUCCCGGCCAGGAAAGCAGCCAAACUCACAUUUGCUUACGCAAUGGAGCUGGAUUUGUCCUCUGAUAAAACAGGGACAUUUAUGUUGCCAACAGUUCUCAAUCCAAGAUACGUUCCUGACUGUUCAUCAAAAGACGAAUCUAAUUCAGAGGAGACUGACACAACAAUGACAACAUGUAAAACAACCGAAAGUGAUAAUGGAAUUAUAUACUGCUCAGACUUUACAUUGAAUUUGGAUGCUGUAGUAGAUGGUGGUAAAAGCCUUAUAGUUUCCGAGAACAAGAUGGAGUUUGAUGUGGUUGCAGAUAAAAUCGUUAAUAAGAUGACAUCAUCAAAACAGCUCAAACAUGGAUCUGAUUUUACAAUUGUUUUACACUACAAAGGAUUUGAAAAGCCAGGGGCAGUGCUAGAGAAAGGAAAGGAAGACGGCAAAAAACCAUUUUUAUCGACGGAUGUACUGAUGAUUAACUUUUCUCCAGAAUUCAAAGACUUGGACACAAACGUGCCGUGUGAAUUUGUUUUUAUAAUUGACCGUUCUGGGUCAAUGCAUGGAUCUCGAAUUAAGAAAGCCAAGGAGACUUUACUGUUGCUUUUGAAGAGUCUUCCUGUACAAUGUAUUUUCAAUGUUGUCAGUUUUGGAUCAAGAUUUUAUACUUUGUUCCCAAAGAGUGAAGAAUAUAAUGAAGAAAACCUAGAAGAAGCUUUAAAUCUACAAAAGACGAUGGAAGCUGAUAUGGGAGGAACAGAGAUCUUCAGGCCUCUUGAAAAUGUCUUCAGUAACAAACUCUCUUGUUCCUAUGCUAGACAGGUUUUUCUAUUGACGGAUGGAGAAGUUUCCAACAUCCCAGAAAUAGUCAAAUUAGUGAAAAAGCAGAAAAAUACUAGAGUGUUUACUUUUGACAUUGGAGAUGGCUGUUCAACAGAACUAAUAAGAGAGGUCGCCAAAGUAAGCAAUGGAAAGGCCACUUUUGUGAAAGACAAUGACAGACUACAGUCAAAGGUAAUGUCUGUGUUGAAGAACAGUGUACAAUGCGGAAUAACAGAUGUGUCUUUAACAUGGGAUCUACCUGAUGGUUGUUCUGUUAUCAAUGCCCCAGAAGAAGUCCCACCAAUAUUUCAAGGAGAGAAAUUGAUUCUUUAUGGUAUUAUUUCAGGUGAUAUUUCGAAGCUUUCUCCUAAGACACAUUCGAUGAAAAUGACUGGUAAGGCUGGUGACAAGAUUGUGGAGUUUAACGUGGAUUUUGACUUGAACGUCAGCAAGUCUGGCGACACAGGUGAAUCCUAUCCACUUCAUAGACUUGCGGCCAAAUCCAGAUUAUCAGAGAUGGAAGCAAAUGAUGCUGAUGAGAGUUUGAUGGUGGCAUUAAGUACAGAAGUUAAUGUAACGUGCAAACACACAGCGUUUGUUGGUGUAGAUAGAGAGAGCAGAGAAAUUGUAGGAAAAUUAAGCAAUACAGAUGACCUUGAGGAAGUUGUAGAGGAAGCUAUGUACAGUCUAUGUGCUGCAACUGCACCAAGGUAUAAAUCAGCACAAGGACUCAUGGGGAAGGUGGCAAAUUUUUGUUCAAAUAUUUUACCAAAAAGGAAGAAAAUGAAGCCACUAUUAUCUCGCAACUUGGCCCCAGUGCCACAUUCUAUGGAUAUUGAUAUUCCAGCAAUGGCAUCAAAAAAGAAAACAAAGUCAGUCGCAUGCCGCAGCAUGGCAUUAUGUUCUUUGGACUAUGAUACUCCAGACUUAGACCAGAAAGGAAGUCAGUUCUUGAAAAUGUUGGAAUUGAUUGAGAAUCAGAGGUUUGAUGGAUGUUGGGAGUUAACAGAGAAAAUCUCAGAAAUACUCAACAAAUCACAGGAUGAAAUAAAAUCAUCUACAGUGAUACAGGAUGUUAGUGUUUGGACGACAGCUCUUGCCAUUGCAUUUUUGAGAAAGUAUUUCAUGGAACAAAGAGAUGAAUGGGAGAUGAUCGAGGAGAAAGCGUUGAACUGGUUGAAGACAAGAGAUGUUGAAGGCAAAGAUGUCGUACAGGAAGCAAUGACUUUUUUAUCAACAUAACAGUUUUGUAACUUUAGUGCUUUUCCUGCUUGAUAAUGACAUUUCUUAAUUAAAUAUGAAAGUUUUACUACACAUAUUUUGUGUACACGAUGCGAUUCAGGCAGUACAAUAACUCUCACAUAUAUUAAUCUUCAUAUAAUUUACAUGUAACUCCCUGUUUAUCCACUGCAACUUAUUUCCCUCCAAAUUGAUAUUUUAUUCUGAGAUAUAUACAUUUAAAAAGUAUUUCCCUUAGUGAACUAUAUAUGUUGAUGUACUAUUUUUACAUUUAAAUUUAAAUUCUUCUUCAUUCAAAAAAAGAUUUGCGUUUGAAUUCAUCGUUUUGUAUAUAUUCUAUGGUCGAUACUAUGACCUUGUCCUAAUUUGCUCUGCUCUUGAUUUGUUCUGUUAAAUGGACUUUGAGUUUGAACACCGUUCUUUAUUUCUAUAACUGGCCUGAUCAGAAUAUUUAAUGAAAAAAUAGGAACAGUAACUCGAAAAAUUCAUAAACGAAAAAAGAGUUACCCUUUGUAGUAACCAAAAUAGAGAUCAACACAAUUAAAGAAGCAUGAUUCUACACUGAAAAACAAAGCGGAGAUGGGCUUUUUAUGCAAAACACUACAGAAACUGGUUCUGUAUCAGAUUGUGCUGCAUCCACAGAGUCCGAAUCCUACCUCUUAAAUCUGCAAUCGGACACCUGCCAUCAAGCCGUCAUCAAGGCAUAUACAUGAUAAAGCUAUUGACUGAUCUUUGGAAUGGCUUUAGAAUCUGCGGUAUGAUUUAUAUAUAAACAGGUAUAUAAAGUAUUAUAAACAUUAUAUUGAUAUAUAAAUUACACGAGUAGUGUAAAUAUGAGACCUAUGGACCACAACCCUCACCUGAGAAACUUUAGCCUGCUGUUCUUCAGCAGAUUUUCCCACUUGCAAGAUCUAUUUUGACCCCGCCCUGAAAAUGGAGUCAUGAUUUGAAAUAAUUUAGAAUCUACACUUUCCCAGGAUGCUUCCUUGGAAGUUUUAGCAUUUUUGGCGUUGUGGUUCUUGAGAAUGUUUUUUUCAAACAUAACUCCUAUAUAUUUCAAUGUUAAACUUUGAUUCCCAAUGUGGCCAGUACUAUCCCAAGGGGUAAUGAUUUUAACAAUUUCAAAUUAACUACACUACCCCAUGACACUUCAACAUAAGUUUCGGUAUUUCUGGGCCAGUGGUUCUUGAAAAGAGAAUUUGAAAAAUUGUUCCUAAAUAUUCAAAUGAAAAAAAAAAUGAAAUCUAUUGUAGCCUCCCUACUUCCGGGAGACAUGAUUUACCAAUUCAGAAUCAGCACAACCCAAAGAUACUUCAAGAUAAAUCUUAGCAAUUCUACCCCAUUUCUUUUGAUUUUGUUCCUUCAUUUCACAAUUGAAAUUCCCCUAUGCAGCAAGUUUGGUUAAAAUUUUCCCAGUGGUUUUUGAGGAGAAGUUGAAAAUAUGAAAAGAGUACAGAUGGAAAACGGAUGAUCAGCAAGGCUCACGAUCUUUUAGCUCAGUUGACUUAAAAAUGACCCCAAAAUAACAAAAAAGUUUUCAAUAAAUUUUAAAAACACUAUUUAUUCAGAGAAAGUGCAUAGGAUUGUUAAUCAUAUAUAAAAAGAACACCCAACAAAAAGUAUGUGAGCCAGUGUCCAUUAGUAAUACCCUCAGCUCUGAUGUGAUUAUACACUAUAAUUAGCUCACCUGCGCCGAAGGCUCAAGUGAGCUUUUCUGAUCAAAAUUUGUCCGUUGUCUAUCGUUGUCGUUGUCGUUGUUGUCGUCGUAAACUUUUCACAUUUCCAUCU